Lolium perenne is the source of this 1990-nucleotide messenger RNA. RefSeq lists its product as uncharacterized. The record is from RefSeq and is a predicted model, not a curated record. NCBI's taxonomy places the organism in Eukaryota, Viridiplantae, Streptophyta, Magnoliopsida, Poales, Poaceae. Gene Ontology annotation, biological process: mRNA 3'-end processing. Gene Ontology annotation, molecular function: RNA polymerase II complex binding.
CCACACAUCUCCCCUCCCUCCCUCCCCGGAACCAGCAGCUAAACCCUAGACUACAAUCCCCCCCCCCUCUCCCGCCCAAUCCAAACCGCGAGCUUGAAGGCGCAGCAAGAUUUCCGUCUGAUGUGCCACCUGGGAGUCCCUUAAAAGAACAAGCCAGGGUGCCUAAGAUGAGCACAGGAUUCAGCUCAGAGAUCUUUGCGCAGAAGCUUGUGAAGCUCAAUAUUUCCCAACAGAGUAUAGAGACUUUAUCACACUGGUGUGUCUUUCAUCAUCGGUGCUGCCAGCAAGUUGUUGAAACAUGGGAUAGAGAUUUUCACUCUGCUCCUCAAGAGAGGAAGAUAUCUUUGCUGUAUCUUGCAAAUGAUAUUAUGCAGAAUAGUAAGAAGGACGGCAUGAGAUAUAUACAUGAAUUCUUCAAGGUCAUUGCUGCUGCCUUAGAUGACUUGUUCACCAACGGAGAUGAUUUUGGACGGAACGUCGUACAAAGACUGGUUAACAUUUGGGAUGAUCGCAAGUUGUUUGGCACCCAAGGACAACUUCUGAAGGAAGAAUACACACGGAAAUUUAAGGAGCUGAAAUCAAAAAAACCUGGUGGGGAGCUAAUGGAGAAGGUCAUAUCGAGCUACAAGCAUAUGCUGCGUGCACCUAUAGAUGAGGACAAGUUAAUGAGAAAAUGCAACAGUGCUCUAAGCUUUGUUGACAACCUCAACAAAGAGUAUGGAAACUCGUACUUAGGGAGCAGUGAUGGAUCUAGCUUUGUGAAGGAGCUGCAGGAACAACAUAGUACCUUGAGAAACACCAUUGACCAAUUCAGAACGGCUGAAUCACUCAGGGCCACUCUGGUUUCUCAUUUGAAGGAAGCACUCCAUGAGCAGGAAUUCAAAAUGGAACUAGUCAGACACCAACUUCGGGCAGCUCAGGCCCGAUAUAAAAAAGCUGAUGACCUCUGCCAGAAGCUUGGAAUAGAUGUAGCAAGGCAGGAACCAUCUAAUGGGCUUGAGAACUCCAGUUUCUCUGAAGUGCCUGUUACUUCUUUCCCAGUUUCAGCUAAUGGUGAUUCUUUUGAGAAGAGACAAUCGACUGCAGUGAUGUAUUCACGGGAAGGGGAUGGAGGUGAGUAUGAGACCCUCAACGGUGUUUUUUCUUCAGGAGCCACCAGGGACAGUAUUGACCAGAAAAUAGAAGAGCACUCUCCUGGUAAUAAGAAGCAGAAGCUAGAGAACGGUGGAUCUGUUCCUCACCCUCAAGCACCUCCACCGCCACCCCCAUUCCCGUAUCCUGAUUUUGAACAGCCACCACCACCACCUCAGUAUCCUCCAUCACCAGAGUCUAGCCCACCGCCACUUCCGCCUUCAAUGCCACCCCCAAUCCCACCACCACCACCUACAACUGAUGUAUUUAUGCCAGUUCCUGCUGCUCCAAUGGGAGGAAUGCCGUACGGCGUUUUCCCACCAUUUCCUCCGCCUGUAAACUAUCCCAUGAUCAACAUGCCACCGCCUUUCCCUGGUGCUCCAAACCCUCCUCAUCUGGGUUUCCCUGGAUUCGGGGGUCCGUUCUAUGGCCCGCCUUUCCCGUCGGCACCCCACCAAUGAACAGAAGUUCUGUAUCAGAAGAUUAGUAGUGCCAGUCAGCCAGCAUAUGAGAUCGUCGUACAUGGAGGUCUGGACGGCUUGCCAUAGGUUUCGUUUCAAUCAAGAAUAUGGCCCGUGAUGAUUCAUCACUGUAUGUUUGUUGUGGAGCCUGCAAGGCUGUCCCAGUGUUGUACAUUUUAGUCAGUUAGCCAGAGAUUAGCUUGCUCAGAAAGUUAGUUAACUGAUGUAGUUGUUCCUGACUUGGUCGUGGAGUGAAAACUAUAGAUUUUGAUGUGUCUGGAUUCUGUUGCUCUGUCAGCCAGAAGAAGUGUGUCUGGCAGUGGACAGAUGCUGUCUAGCAUGACAUGUUUGUAACUUGUUAUAGCAUGUGCUGGUUACAAGAUUAUCAGAAAUUAGAA